ACAACUCCCAGGGUGCUCCGCGUCCUGGCUUUCGCCUCCACCUCUGCUCCAGGACGCGCGCGCGACCAGGGGAGUCUCGCGCAGAGACCACAACUUCCAGAGUGCUUCGCGUGCUCUCCGGUGUCGCCGCCGCCGAGACCAAGAUGGCCGCAAGACUCGGCGCCUUCCUCAAGAAUGCUUGGGCCAAGGAGCCAGUACUGGUCGUGUCCUUCUUCAUCGGGACCCUCGCUGUAAUUCUGCCCCCAAUCAGCCCCUACUUCAAGUACUCUGUCAUGAUCAACAAGGCCACGCCCUACAACUACCCAGGCCCUGGAGACGUGCUGGUCUCAGCGGCCCCCUCUUAUCCCACAGUGCCUGUCCGCGAUGAUGGGAACAUGCCCGACAUACCCAGCCACCCCCAGGACCCCCAGGGGCCCAGCCUGGAGUGGCUGAAGAACCUGUGAGCACCUCCACUGACCAAGGCGCACCCUCAGCUCCCAAUAAAAAUGUGAAAACCAA
This is a messenger RNA of Callithrix jacchus (white-tufted-ear marmoset), 498 nucleotides long. It is a transcript of the gene NDUFA3, whose product is annotated as NADH:ubiquinone oxidoreductase subunit A3. The record is from RefSeq and is a predicted model, not a curated record. Gene Ontology annotation, cellular component: respiratory chain complex I; mitochondrial inner membrane. Lineage: Eukaryota; Metazoa; Chordata; Mammalia; Primates; Cebidae.